AUGAGUGGUCUACGACAUGGUUUGCUGAAUGACCAAUCGCAGCUUAGCAUUUUACAGUCUCAUUACUACUCCCAUUAUGACCUCAAGCGCAACACUAUGGGUGCCAAUCCCUCUUGUGAGGACGAAUCCUACAAGAUACCCGAUUGGAAGUCUCAGUCCAAUAAGAAGAAGACCACCACUGCUGCGCUUGUUAUGUGCUUAAAUCUGGGAAUUCCACCACCCGAUAUUCAAAAGCCUGCUGAUUAUCCCGUCUUGGAGGCAUUUGUCGACCCAACAACAUAUUCGGACCCGAAAAAGGCCCUUCAGGCAAUAGGUAAGAAUUUACAGUCGAACUACGAGUCCUGCGAAGGGGUGAGCUCGAGAAUCAAGUACAAGCAGUCGCUAGACCCGUCUGUUGAGGAUCUUAAACGGCUAUGCACAACUCUACGCAGAAGUUCAAAGGACGAGAGGAUUUUGUUUCAUUACAACGGUCAUGGUGUUCCACAGCCCACACAGAGCGGAGAGAUUUGGGUGUUCAACAGAGGCUACACGCAGUACAUUCCUGUGAGCUUGUACGAUCUUCAAAGCUGGCUGGGUGCUCCGUGCAUUUUUGUGAUAGAUACGUGCGCAGCUGGAAACGUUAUUGAGAAUAACAAGAAAUUCAUACAAAAAAGAAUAGAGGACGAAGCGAACGAAAGAGCAGAAAAUAAUUCACCGUCCCCAGUGAGUGCGUAUAUCGAGUCCAUCCAGCUUGGCGCAUGUCGAUCUGACGAGAUUCUUCCCCUCAACCCAGAUCUGCCGGCAGAUCUGUUUACUUGCUGCUUGACAAGUCCUAUAGAGAUGAGUGUGAAAUGGUUUGUGCUGUAUUCUCCGUUGAGUCGUCAUGGCUACUACGAGGUUUUGAAAAACAAAGAGGGCGAAAUUAUCAUUCCGGGAAAGCUGACGGACAGACGAACUCCAUUGGGCGAGCUGAACUGGAUAUUCACCGCCAUCACGGACACAAUUGCAUGGACUUCUCUAUCAAGGCCCUUAUUUAAAAGAUUAUUUCGUCAAGAUCUGAUGGUGGCAGUGCUCUUUAGAAACUUCCUCCUCGCAAAGAAAAUCAUGCCGUUGGUGGGAUGCCAUCCGAUUUCUGACCCUCCACUGCCUGACAUCAACCACCAUCCAAUGUGGGAGUCCUGGGAGCUUGCCAUAGACGAGGUUUUGUCACAGCUGGUGAAAAAUAAAUGUAACGACGACAAUGCACAACAGGAGCAGCUGGAUAUCCCGCAAUUGCAGGUUCCAGAACACCAACCGGCGCAAAAUACAGCACCUCCACAUCCAUCCGUGAUGAACUACCAGCAUUCCUCGUUUUUUGAGCAGCAUCUCACGGCUUUUGAGAUCUGGCUUCAAUACGGUUCUUCUGCUAAGAAACCUCCCCAACAGCUGCCUGUUGUGUUGCAGGUUUUGCUCUCACAGGCACACAGACUCCGAGCCUUAAUUCUGCUCUCCAAAUUCCUCGAUCUAGGACCUUGGGCCGUGUAUCUUGCUCUGAGCAUCGGUAUUUUCCCAUACAUUGUGAGGCUUUUACAGAGUCCUGCGCCAGAGCUAAAACCAGUGCUGACAUUUAUCUGGGCUCGUAUCAUGUCUGUGGACUACAAGAACACACAGCAAGAGCUGUGCAAGGACCGCGGGUAUAAUUACUUUGUGUCCAUCUUCACGAUGCAAACGAGACCGCACCUCAACGGAGCACCAAACGGUGGUGUUCAAUUGGAGAUAAACGAUGCGAACUACGACGAACAAAAGGCCAUGAGCGGGUUUAUUCUGUCGAUGUUUGUUCGCGACCACGAGGCCGGACAGAAGCUUUGUUUCUCGAUCGAUCUGAUUAAGACGUGUAUUUUCUACGUUGAAACGUCCGAAAGCCCGCUUCUGAGGCAGUGGAGCGCUCUUCUGAUGAGCCAGUUGCUGAAGAAUAAUCUUGAGGUUAUUGUGGUAUUUUAUCGUGGAAGCUUUGUUGAGAAGCUGCUGCAGAUCAUGAACGACCCGAUCCCGGAGAUCAGGGCAUCUAUUAUCAAUUGUUUCUACAACUUUAUUUAUCUGGACACUGAAGACUCUGAUGACCACGCCGUCCGCGAUGAACUUAAUCGACAAGAGAUCAAAAUUGCCAUUGAGAUUCUGGACAUGAUCAACGACGGGUCGCCGUUAAUUCGCAGAGAAGUGACAUGCUUCUACAGCAGGUUUGUGAUGAAAUAUCUCCAAUUUUUCCUUGUCAGCGCCUUUGGACAGCUGGAGGAGGAAAUCACUUUGGUGGACAACCCAAGCAUGAUCGACGAGGUGCGACGCAAAUCGCCUGCCUAUGGGUCAGUGUUUUCCUCCGUUUGGAAGGCCCUGCUGAUACUGAGCGAAGACCCCCAGGACGAGGUCAAGGACUAUGCCGAGCAAGUGGUUGACUAUAUUCUGUGGAAGCUUAACGAGAGCGAGCUGGGCGAUGUUGUUGGGGCUAUGGAGGACUACUUGCUUCAAAAACGCACAACGAGCAGUAGUGUUGGCAAGGAAGACUCACCACUCCGUCCGCUCUCGACCAAUGGAUCUGCUCCAAAGCUGUGGAACGGCCAUGACUCUGGAAGAAGAGUGCAAUCGGAUUUUGAUCCCCACAAACCACCGUCAAGGUCCAAUCCCCGCCAAACAUCGUCAUCUUCUGCACAGUCACUAACCGAGAAGCUCUUUUCCAAGCUCACAAUCAACAACCUGAUGAAAAACCUGGGAAUUCCAGAGUCUGAUGAGUCCGAGGCCUCAAGUCUGCACAAAUUCAAUUUAUUGAUUCAACAGCCUGCCUCCCUUGCCUACGGAGUUGAGCCCAGACCGACGUCUCCAAGGUUUACGCCCCGUCCUAGAGACCAUGGCAGACCUAUUUUGCCGUUAGUCAGUGGAUUCUUCCAAUACAGUUGUGAGUAUUUCCAGGAACCGCAGAUUGGAAGCAGCGAGCCUGACGAGCCAGGAAGCGAGGAAUACAUAAAAGGAUUGUGGAGACGAAACAGAAAUGAGACCAUCAUUGCCGAGACACAACCACAGAAGGAGCUCUCGCUCACUGGCGACUGGAGAAACCAAAUCAGUUCCUUGGACAACCGUACACAGCCUAAAUUGCUCAAGUUCACUCAAUUUGAGGACUGGAUGGUAACCAGUGACGAAAAGGACAAUAUUACAGUUUUCGAUUGGAGGAGUGAAAAACAGCUCUCGCGGUUUUCAAAUGGGAAUCCUUUUGGCACCAAGAUCACAGACUUGAAGUUGCUUAACGAAGAUGAUAUACCGCUGCUUUUGACAGGCUCUAGCGACGGUGUGGUGAAGAUCUAUAAAUCAUUCAACGAUCCCAGCUCUUUCCACAUGAUCACUGCCUGGCGAGCACUCACGGACAUUUUGCUGACCCCACGGUCCAUCGGUCUAAUUUCUGAGUGGCAGCAGAGCCGCGGGUCUUUGCUGGUCACCGGUGAUGUGAAAAUUAUCAAGAUUUGGGACGCGCCACGAGAAAAGUGCGUGAGCGAUGUCCCGCUAAGAUCGACGUCAUUGAUCACCUCGCUCACCUCCGACCAAGUUGCAGGAGAUAUCUUCGUGGGCGGGUUCCAGGAUGGAAGCAUGAGAGUCUACGAUCGGCGGCUGGAUGCACGUGACUCUAUGGUUCGACUAUGGAAACCGAAGGACAUACAGAGCCGGAGCAUGAUUAAAAACGUGCACAUGCAGCGAGGUGGCCUUCGCGAGCUAGUGUCGGGCUGCUCCAACGGAAUGGUUCAGCUUUGGGAUAUUCGUAAAGACGACCCAAUUGUGCGUUUCCGUGCAUUCGACAAAACCAUGACCACUGCGAUGAUCCACGAGCAUGCUCCAUUUGUGGCAUGUGCUUCCAAGGAGGUUGACAUUUACUCGACUGCUGGCGAAAUGGUGGCAAGCAUUGCCAAUAGCGGGUUUAUCAACACGCUCAAUGGCUCAGGCAGAACAAAUUCAUACGUCAACGCUCUGUCGUUGCAUCCGCAUCGAAUGAUGGUGGCUACUAAUUACAACCAGAGCUCUGCCGUGAGCAUUUAUCAGUGCACCGAGCAUGCUGAGCAUCACUAA
Messenger RNA from Ogataea parapolymorpha DL-1, 4062 nucleotides. Its product is annotated as Subunit of TORC1, a rapamycin-sensitive complex involved in growth control. Gene Ontology annotation, cellular component: TORC1 complex; cytoplasm. NCBI's taxonomy places the organism in Eukaryota, Fungi, Ascomycota, Pichiomycetes, Pichiales, Pichiaceae. Bases 1 to 4062 code for a protein of 1353 amino acids. The record is from RefSeq and is a predicted model, not a curated record. The transcript has a single exon. Gene Ontology annotation, molecular function: protein binding; protein-macromolecule adaptor activity. Gene Ontology annotation, biological process: positive regulation of protein serine/threonine kinase activity; regulation of autophagy; cellular response to starvation.